Molecule: messenger RNA, 1119 nt
Organism: Striga hermonthica
Lineage: Eukaryota; Viridiplantae; Streptophyta; Magnoliopsida; Lamiales; Orobanchaceae
Source: the annotation of a GenBank genome assembly
AUGGGCCAUUUAUCUUCGAUGUUCAAUGGGCUCGCGAGGUCUCUCUCGAUGAAGAUAAGUAAAAAUUUGAAGAACAAUUGUGAGACUUAUGAUUCAAGGGAUGUUGUUGAGUCGAUGGCUAAGGAUGCGAAGAAAAACGAUUUGAUAUUGAAGAACUCGGGCAUUAUCGAUGUCGAUGGGUCGAAUAAUUUAGCGUCCGUUUUCUCAAAGAGAGGAGAAAAAGGCGUUAAUCAAGAUUGCUGCAUAGUUUGGGAGGAAUUCGGAUGCCAAGAAGACAUGAUUUUUUGCGGGAUAUUUGAUGGGCACGGCCCAUGGGGACAUUUUGUAGCAAAAAACGUUCGAAAAUCCAUGCCUUCAUCUCUACUUUGCAAUUGGCAAGAAACUCUUGCAGAGGCCUCUUCUGAUCCCGAUUUCGAUUGGGAUUCGGAGAAAAAAAGCAACAGGCUCGAUAUAUGGAAGCACUCGUAUUUGAAGACUUGUGCAGCUGUUGAUCAGGAGCUCGAGCAGCACCGAAAAAUCGAUGCUUUCAACAGUGGGACCACUGCUUUGACUAUUGUUAGACAGGGAGACAUUAUCUACUUAGCAAACGUUGGAGAUUCACGUGCUGUAUUUGGCACCACUUCCGAGAGUGGAAACUUGGUGGCCGUUCAGCUCACAGUCGACUUCAAACCAAAUCUGCCUCAGGAGGCGGAGCGGAUAAGCCAGUGCCAGGGUCGAGUCUAUUGUCUGGAUGACGAGCCGGGUGUUCAUAGGGUGUGGCUGCCCCACGAUAACUCUCCUGGACUAGCAAUGUCCCGAGCAUUCGGGGACUAUUGUGUGAAGGAUUUUGGACUUAUAUCCGUGCCCGAGGUGACUCAUAGGCACAUCACAAGCAAAGACCAAUUCAUAGUGCUAGCAACCGAUGGGGUUUGGGAUGUCGUGUCUAAUCAAGAAGCCGUGCAAAUUGUAUCAACGAGCCCCGACCGGGCGAAAUCGGCCAAGCGUUUAGUCAAAUGUGCGGCUCGUGCUUGGAAGAGGAAGAGAAAGGGAAUAGCUAUGGAUGAUAUAUCAGCAAUUGUACUCUUUUUUCAUUCAUCUCCUCUAUGUGGGGAAAUUCAAAUUCAAGAUGCACCUUUAUAG